AUGGUUAACUAUCUUUUUCUUGGAGACUACGUAGAUCGUGGUCAUCAAAACCUCGAAUGCAUAGCUUUAUUUUUUUCUUACAAGGUAAACCUAUACACUCUAGAAAAACCAAGGUUCUACCAGUUAGCUUCAAUAUAUCGCGCAGGAGUCUCGAUAAGCUUAUCAAGCCACAAUUAA
Molecule: messenger RNA, 177 nt
Organism: Cooperia oncophora
Lineage: Eukaryota; Metazoa; Nematoda; Chromadorea; Rhabditida; Trichostrongylidae
Source: the annotation of a GenBank genome assembly